GUUUGUUGAUUAUUGUCAUUAUUGUUGGGAAUGAUGUAUGACUAGUGUGACAGUUUUUAUUCGAUUUGUCCUAAUGUUAUAGGAAUGUUCAUUGACGUUUACAGGUUUUCAAUAAUUUCUUCAAAAGCCUAAGUCAAUUAAUUAUUUACACAUCCAGAUGUUAUUUAUAUUCAGUUGAAUGUAUUUUUUUAUGGAGAAAUGUUAUUUUUCAGAAUGCAAUCUUGUUUUAAUGAACAAGUGUUAUAAAAGUUAAACAAUUUAAUGUGUAUGAUCAAUAUUGUACUCUAAAUUCAAGAAACAUGUCAUUUGAGGGGAAAUAUAAUGCUAAAAGUCCAGCUGUCAAGCGGUUGAUGAGAGAAGCUAUGGAGUUACAUGAGCCUACUGAAGAGUACUGUGCCUACCCUCUGGAAGAUAAUCUUUUUGAAUGGCACUUCACUAUACAAGGUCCACCGUCCUCGGAAUUUGAAGGUGGCGUAUAUCACGGGAGAAUAUUACUGCCUCCAGAGUAUCCCAUGAAGCCGCCAAAUAUCAUUCUACUGACCCCCAACGGUCGAUUUGAAAUCAAUAAAAAAAUAUGCCUGAGCAUCUCCGGUCAUCAUCCGGAAACGUGGCAACCAUCUUGGAGUAUACGGACAGCCCUGCUUGCUCUUAUUGCAUUUAUGCCAACUCCUGGUAAUGGAAAAAUUGGUUCUUUAGAUUAUAAUGCCGAAGAAAGACAAAAACUUGCUAAAAGAUCACUUACAUGGCAUUGCGAAACUUGUGGACAAAUAUUAAAUUUACUAUCUACAGUCAUAAGAAAAAGACCAAUUACAGAAGAAGAAAAGCAGAUGUUGAGUACGAUUGCAUUGAAGGCUGAGGAGGUGACACCGGAAAAUUUCACAUCAGAUUUAGAAAAUGAAUUAAGGCAACGAAAUGUCGACUAUCAAACGGAAUUUCAAGAAGAACAGCCUGAAUUUCGAGAAACUACAGAAGCUGUUAUAUCACGCUCUAAAAAUGAAUUAUUUUGGAGUAUUUCGAUUCUUUUUCUAGUUUCUGCAAUUAUUUUACUCAUUUUGCGAAGAUUAUUUUUUAUGUAAUCAUUUUUCACAUUUUAUUCUUUAUUGUAUGUUUGUUAUAAAAUUGUUUAAAAAUUUCACAACCUAGUUGAGAUAUAUUAUAUGAAUUGGAAAGCUCUAUGUACAAAAUAUUUAUGAAAAUACACUUUAUUAGAUGGAUUAA
Molecule: messenger RNA, 1218 nt
Organism: Leptopilina heterotoma
Lineage: Eukaryota; Metazoa; Arthropoda; Insecta; Hymenoptera; Figitidae
Product: ubiquitin-conjugating enzyme E2 J1-like
Exons: 5
Coding region: 300-1076 (258 amino acids)
Source: RefSeq, a predicted model, not a curated record